Seminavis robusta is the source of this 1107-nucleotide messenger RNA. The record is from the annotation of a GenBank genome assembly. NCBI's taxonomy places the organism in Eukaryota, Bacillariophyta, Bacillariophyceae, Naviculales, Naviculaceae.
AUGGCAUCACCAACCAGGAGUCGUAACCGAAGACCUCUUCCGGCCAAGAUGCUGAUAGGAUAUGGGACAAACUGCGACCGUGUCCGAAAGGCCGUCCAUGAUGGUGUCAACAUUGUGAUUUGGGCUUUCAUGGACAUUGUUGCUGUAGAUAAUGAGCAUGAAGAUUCGGAUCACCGAGAACUUUUGGAAAGCCAAACAGAUACCGAUACACCACGACGAGGCAGAAUCAAGACAGACCUUGACCUCAACGGAAUUCGCCAAUUGAUUCAGGAACUCGACCAGAAUGGGUAUAAUCAUGUCAUCCACUUGGUCAGUUUUGGGGGUUGGAAUGGGCCUCAUCUGGAUGCAGCUUUGAGUGCGGAGGAGUGGUACGACUGCUGGAAAGAAAGUGAAGCUGGAAGUCUGUUCCAUGGCAUGGACUGGGAUUUAGAGGGACACGACGACCUGACCAGACCCACCAACGUCUUUACAAUUGAAUGUCUAGAAAAGAUGGGACACAUCAGUCGCAUGAUGAAGGAAGACGGUUACUUGGUUGGGAUGGCACCUCCUCAGAGCUACAUGAACUUUGACAACCCGCACUUAAGCCGAUAUGUGAACCUCACGGAACCCGAUCGGCCAUGGCAUUCAGAGUUCCACUACUUUGGCGCCAAUGUCUACUCUUAUGUAUUGGCAAAGUAUGGAGAUUUCAUCGACUUUGUUUCAAUGCAGUUGUAUGAAUCCUACUCGCUGGCAGCCAUGGCGGUGUAUCACGAAAACAUAGAGCCAGAAGAUUAUCUUAUUUCCUACAUACAAGAUUUGGUUGUCAAGCAAAAGGAAAAGUUCUAUGUGGAUUUCUCGCAAGACAAGGAUCUGAAUAUGGAAGGACAGUACACCCAUUUGCCGCUGAAAAAGCUGGUGAUUGGCCUAGCAAAUGGUUGGGCAGCAGAUCCUGAGAACCGCAAACACAUUUUCAUAGCCCCUGAACAGAUUCAGAAGGCCUACAAUGCCCUCCAAAACUCGGACCAUGGCGACCUUUCGCCUCGUGGCUUUAUGUUUUGGACCAUUGAAGAAGAAGGCACUCGUGACGUCUAUCUGGCAAGAGAUAUUCACAAAACACUAAAUCCUUAA